ACCACUUUCGCGUUCAACAACACCGUUCCUCAGAUUCCUUCAGUAUGGCCACGAAAGAGUGGAAACAGUCCAUUAAUGGGCAAACCUUUCUCAUAUCGACAGCGCGCGAUCUCCCUCAUGAGUUUGUUCAGCAAGCCUUCGACAAUCCAGCCAUGUACUGGGCCAAGCCCAUCUCGGCCGCCAACAUGAAGACGCUCCUCGACAACUCAUGCACUCUGGGCUUGUACAAACUAAUAAACGGCGAUGAACGAACUCCCGUCGGCAUGGCGCGCAUGAUAACCGACUACGUAACCCUCGCCUACCUUACGGACGUCUAUCUGGCGGACGAGUACCGGAGUCUCGGAUUGGGACGGUGGAUGAUCCACUGCUGCAGGGAAAUCGUCCAGGAAAUACCGGAGCUGCGGUUCAUGAUUCUCCUAACAGGCUCUGAGCAGGCGCAGCAGCUGUACAGACGCGAGCUCGGCAUGAAGGUGAUGGGGACGGAGGAAACACUGGCCGCUAUGGGCGCGCGGAAAGCAUGGAUUCCCGGGUCAUAGACACGGCGGUCAGAUCGCAGGCGCCGCGCUGUCUCGGCGAAGGGUGGUGCCUAGGAGGAAAACGUGGGCGGAAUGGUAGAUGCAUGAUGGCACUGGCGGCCCAUUCGGGCUAGUGCGGGGCUCUUGGCGUGAAUUCGCCAUUCUUUAUCUCAAGGGAUCAUUUCGCCGACGGGUCCUAUCCGGCCGUCACCGCAGACUAGAAGCCUACAUUACCUAC
This is a messenger RNA of Trematosphaeria pertusa, 753 nucleotides long. RefSeq names its product acetyltransferase. Gene Ontology annotation, molecular function: acyltransferase activity, transferring groups other than amino-acyl groups. Bases 45 to 536 code for a protein of 163 amino acids. The transcript has a single exon. NCBI's taxonomy places the organism in Eukaryota, Fungi, Ascomycota, Dothideomycetes, Pleosporales, Trematosphaeriaceae. The record is from RefSeq and is a predicted model, not a curated record.